Spirometra erinaceieuropaei is the source of this 2990-nucleotide messenger RNA. The record is from the annotation of a GenBank genome assembly. NCBI's taxonomy places the organism in Eukaryota, Metazoa, Platyhelminthes, Cestoda, Diphyllobothriidea, Diphyllobothriidae.
AUGUCCCAAGACCAGAAGUCACUCAUCAACUCAGAUUCUCAAGGAGCUAGCGUUCGCUUGGAUCGGCUCGAGGAGGUAUUAAUGCGCCUGAAAGCCCAGCUUACUGCAGUUAGCACUAACGGCCCGCGGCGAACACCAAACCUUCGCCGUACUUCCUCCGUUUCCCACACCCGCCGUCCACAAUCUCCAAGUAACGUCUGCUGGUAUCACCAACAAUUUGGGGGAGCAACUCGACGAUGUCUUCAGCCAUGCUCUUUUAAGGCAUCUCUAACGGCCUCAGGGAGACGAUCCCACCCGACAGUAGAGGCCACUGCUGCUGGAAGCGUUGCCAAUCUUCACACUCGCCGUCUGUUUCUCUGGGACCGCAUCGCUGGCGCCAAAUUCCUUGUCGACUCUGGUGCCGAGGUUAGCGUGGUUCCACCAACUCCGACCGAACGCAAACACCGCAGCUCUUUUUGUCCAACAGCUGCCAACAACUCCAGCAUCUCCACCUUUGGACAGCGCUCCAUCACACUCGAUUUGGGCCUUCGUCGGAUUUUCCGAUGGGUUUUCAUUAUUGCCGACGUUUCCGUCGCCCUCAUAGGCGCCGAUUUCCUAGCUCACUUCAAUCUACUAGUUGAUUUGAAGAAUCGCCGACUCGUUGACUGCAUCACCAACCUUCAUGCCCGUUGUCAAUCCGAUGUGAACUCCUGCGUCAGCCCUCUUACUAUUAUGCCCAUUUCUGACUGUCCUUUCCACUCACUCCUCAGGCAGUUUCCCCGCCUGACCAACCCCUCAUUUCGAGAAGUGGACAUCAAGCACACAGUCCCCCACCAUAUUUCCACCACCGGACCUCCCAAAUCUGGCCGACCACUUCGUCUUGCUCCGGACCGUUUGAAGAUUGCCAAGGCAGAGUUUGAACACAUGCUCGAGCUCGGCAUCAUCCGACAGUCCGACAGCUGCUGGGCAUCACCCCUCCAUCCUGUCCUAAAGAAGAGCGGCGACUGGCGACCGUGUGGUGACUAUCGGGCGUUAAACUCAGUGACUGUCUCCGAUCAGUAUCCCGUCCCGCACAUCCUAGACUUCACUCUUUCGCUAAAUGGUCAGCGAAUAUUCUCUAAGAUCGACCUUGUGCGUGCCUACCACCAAAUCCCGAUCGAGGCCAGUGAUGUUCUGAAAACUGCAGUGACCACUCCCUUUGGGUUAUUCGAAUUCACUCGUAUGCCCUUUGGUCUGAGGAACGCCACUCAAACCUUUCAGCGAUUCAUUGAUCAGGUUCUGCGAGGUCUCGACUUCGUCUACGCCUACAUUGAUGAUUUGCUAGUGGCUAGUUCCGACGCUGCUGAACGCGAGAUUCAUCUUCGACAGCUCAUCGGACGGCUCGACUCCUACGGCGUUAUCAACACUGUAUAUUCCCGAUCGAAAACCGACAAGGCAACGAGCUCGUCGCCCGGUGAGUAGAGGCGUUGACUUCUAAACCAACAGGUCGCGAGUUCGAGGCUCGGGUGUUCCACACUUCGGGCUUGGGUAUGGCUGGCUGACAUAGUUCCGACGCUGCUGAACACGAGAUUCAUCUUCGACAGCUCAUCGGACGGCUCGACUCCUACGGCGUUAUCAUCAAUGCCGUCAAAUGUGAGUUAGGAGUCCCCAGUUUAGCUUUCUUGGGUCAUGUAGUAGAUUCUGAGGGAAUCAAGCUUGUCCCUGAUAAGGUUUCGGUCCUAUCAACGUUCCCCGUCCCGACAACCAUCAACCAACUACGCCGAUUCUUGGGAAUAGUGAACUAUUAUCACCGUUUUCUUCCCCAUGGUGCCACCAUUCUGCAUCAACUCAACAGACAUUUGACCCACUCCAAGAAGACACUGGUGAUGACCGGGGAGGCCGUCAAGUCCUUCAAUGACGUCAAGGCCGCACUUGUGAGCGCAACACUACUAGGCCAACUAACUCUCAUGACAGAUGCUUCCAGCAUUGCCGUUGGUGCAUCACUGCAGCAAACUGUUGGUGGUAUUCUACAGCCUCUGGCUUUCUUCUCGAAGAAGCUAAGCCCAACAGAGACCCGCUACAGUGUUUUCGGUCGAGAACUGCUCGCCGUCUACCUAUCCAUCCGGCACUUUCGCCAUUUCCUCGAGGGUCGUGAAUUUGUUGUUCUAACAGACCACAAGCCACUCGUUUUUGCACUGAGGGCCUCUCCCAACCGAUACUCGCCCCGUGAAAUUCGUCAUCUAAAUUUCAUCUCACAGUUUUCCUGCGACAUCCAACAUGUCCAUGGUAAGGAAAAUGUGGUUGCUGAUGCUCUUUUAAGAAUCGUGAUGGCUUCCAUCACAACAGAGGCCGUAGAAUUCACACUCAUGGCUGAGGCUCAACGAUCGGAUGACGAGCUCUCCCAAUACCGCCACGAGAACUCUUCUUUAAGCCUUCAAGAGGUCCCCCUUCCCACUGGUACAGGCACCAUCACGUGUGACCUUUCUACCGGACACGAACGUCCUUUUGUUCCAGCAACUUUACGACGACGAGUGUUCAACGCUCUUCACAAUCUAUCCCACCCUGGAGUCCGGGCGACAGUGAAACUCAUCACUGACCGAUUCGUCUGGCCCAACAUCAACCGGGAUGUACGGCGUUGGACCCGAUCCUGUUUGUCAUGUCAGCGAGCCAAAACGCAUCGGCAUACUAUUACUCCGCCAGGAACUUUCGCCACUCCUGAUGCACGCUUCAGUCAUGUGCAAAUUGACCUGGUAGGUGCGCUGCCACCAUCUAACGAUUCUACCUAUACGCUGACAUGCAUUGAUCGCUUUACUCGGUGGCCGGUUGCUGCGCCCAUUCCGGACAUCAAUGCCGAAACCGUUGCGAAAGCUUUCUUGACUCAUUGGGUGUCCAAUUUUGGAGUUCCUGCCACUGUCACCACUGACCGCGGAUCCCAAUUCGAGUCCACGCUGUUUCGCGAACUCACAUCCCUUCUCGGUACCAACCGAAUCCGAACAACAGCGUACCACCCUCAAGCAAAUGGUCUCGUCUAA